Mucor mucedo is the source of this 1728-nucleotide messenger RNA. RefSeq names its product zinc-ribbon-domain-containing protein. Lineage: Eukaryota; Fungi; Mucoromycota; Mucoromycetes; Mucorales; Mucoraceae. Gene Ontology annotation, biological process: ubiquitin-dependent protein catabolic process; protein ubiquitination. The record is from RefSeq and is a predicted model, not a curated record. Bases 476 to 1603 code for a protein of 375 amino acids. The transcript has 4 exons. Gene Ontology annotation, molecular function: zinc ion binding; ubiquitin protein ligase activity. Gene Ontology annotation, cellular component: nucleus.
UUAAUAUUAAUGAAAACGAAAAAAAAAAAAAAAAGUCUUAAAAAGUACACACUAUAAUAAAAUAGGGAGUCGAUGUAUCACAUCUCAGCAUUCAAAUAAUUAAAAUAAAAAUAUAUGCUGUUUUGUCUAAAAAAACAUCUCUUUACUUCUUUUAUAAAAAAUGAGUUUACCCCAAUUGAAUAAUCAGCCUUCAGACAGUGAGGUUGAUUACGAGACUGAGGUUCGUGUUCGUGACGACGACGAGGACGAAUGGCAAGACGCCGAGGAACAGCCUACAGCUGCUGCGGUGUCAACUGCGCCUGCUCAGUCAAGAGUAACUGAACAAAAGACAAUUGAUGAGACUGAACUUCGAAGAAAGAUUAAAUUCAUUCAACAAAACGUUGACUUGACUCCAAGAGAAAAAGCAAAACAAAUACAGGUUUGUGCGGAAAAAAGUAUCAAGAAGAGCGAUGACUAAACUCAAGAAUAGUAUCUUAUGUCUCAUGGUACUACACUGCCUCAACCAGCUAACAUUACCAGUAAAGAUCCUGUAGACAAUGGCCAUACUAAAUCUUUUAACAAUGAGAAAGAAAAUAUUCUUGGCUGUAAACAUUAUCAACGUAAAUGUAAAUUGCAAGCCAACUGUUGUCAAAAGAUCAUUACUUGUCGUUUCUGUCAUGAUGACGCUGAAGAUCAUACCGUUGUCAGAAAUGAAACGAAAAACAUGCUGUGUAUGCUUUGUUUAACUUUACAACCUGCUGGAAAAUCAUGUCAAGAAUGCGGUGAAGAACUUGCUCGUUAUUACUGUGACAAGUGUAAAUUCUGGGACGACGACCCAAAGAAAUCGAUCUAUCAUUGUGAUGAUUGUGGGAUUUGUAGACAAGGUAAAGGACUCGGUGGAGAUUUCUUCCACUGUAAAAAAUGUAAUAUCUGUUUGCAUAUUUCGAUGAAGGAACAUAAAUGUAUCGAGAGAAAUUUGGAGAGUGAUUGUCCUAUUUGUGGAGAGUAUAUGUUUACCAGUACGGCCACUGUUAUUUUUAUGCCAUGUGGUCAUUGUAUCCAUAAACAUUGCUAUACCGAUUAUAUCCAAACGUCUUAUCAGUGUCCCACUUGUCUCAAGUCAUUAGGCGACAUGUCUGAAUAUUUCAACCGUCUCGAUAAGGAUUUGGAGCGUCAACCCAUGCCUGCAGAAUAUGAAAAAUAUAUUUCUCAUAUUUUCUGCAACGAUUGCGAGAAAAAGACACCAGCCAAAUAUCAUUUCUUCUAUCAUAAAUGUGGCCAUUGUGGUAGUUUUAAUACAACCGUUUUAAAAACAGAAAAUACAGACGAAACAUCACAAAAUGGACAUGAACAAAGAGAACCCACUGCCAUCGCCUCUUCUUCUAGUGCACCGUCAAGUUCGGCCGUUGUAGCAUCAUUAGAGGGGUCUGCCAAUGCUCUUGGUUUAUCGUCCAACUCGGAUCAAGAACAUGUCAUGCAACCUCAAGCGGGUAGUGCUGCUGGUAAUUCGACCAUGCCAUCAUCUUUUCUGGGUAUCGGAUACAUUAGAAAUCCCCCUCCAUCAUCUGCCUCUAGUACUUCCUCUAGAGGAAGAAACAAUGGAACCGAAUCGAACGAAGGGUAAUUUAAGUUUUCAUACCUAAAAAUGCUUACACACAGAGGAAUCGAAGUUUGCAAUACCACAAUGUAGUUUAAUGUGUAAUUUCUUAUAUAUUAUAAUAAAACGCACUCAAUACAAAAAGAUAAACA